Molecule: messenger RNA, 1044 nt
Organism: Sinocyclocheilus anshuiensis
Lineage: Eukaryota; Metazoa; Chordata; Actinopteri; Cypriniformes; Cyprinidae
Product: gastrula zinc finger protein XlCGF8.2DB-like
Exons: 1
Coding region: 159-815 (218 amino acids)
Biological process (GO): regulation of transcription by RNA polymerase II
Cellular component (GO): nucleus
Molecular function (GO): DNA-binding transcription factor activity, RNA polymerase II-specific
Source: RefSeq, a predicted model, not a curated record
UGACACUGAAAGAGGAGAGUCAAGAACUCAGUGUAAAAGAAGAUAACUUUCAUUCUGAAAAGACACGAAAAAGAGCUCAAAAGACAGCAAAUAGACGUUAUUUCACCUGCCAACAGUGUGGAAAGAGUUUCGAAGAGCAUGGAAAACUCAAUUCCCACAUGAGGAUUCACACUGGAGAGAAACCUUUUGUCUGCCAACAGUGUGGAAAGAGUUUCACUGAAAAAGGAAACCUUAAUGUUCACAUGAGAAUUCACACCGGAGAAAGCCCUUUCACCUGCCAACAGUGCGGAAAGAGCUUCACUCAAAACGUUCACCUUAAAAACCACACGAGAAUUCAUUCUGGAGAGAAGCCUUACACCUGCAAACUGUGUGGAAAGAGCUUCAUUCAAAUAUCAAACCUUAAAACCCAUAUGAGAAUGCACAGUGGAGAGAAGCCUUACACAUGCUCUCAAUGUCAAAGGAGUUUUACAUAUAAACAUAACCUUGAUGUCCACGUAAGAACUCACACUGGAGAGAAACCUUUCACCUGCAAACUGUGUGGAAAGAGUUUCAUUCGAAAACCAAACCUUAAAAUCCACAUGCGAAUUCACACUGGAGAGAAACCUUUCAUAUGCGCUCAGUGUGGAAAAAGUUUUACAUAUAAACAACACCUCAAGGACCACAUGAGGAUUCACUCUGGAGAGAAACCUUUCACCUGCCAACAAUGUGGAAAGAGCUUCACUGAAAAAGGAGACCUUAGGAAACACAUGAAGAUUCACACUGAAGAGAAGCCGUUUACAUGUGAUCAGAGUUUCGAAUAUGAAGUUACUCUUUAACAUGUACAACCACACCGGUGUGAUUAUUGUUGAAUGUGAUUAACUGCUAAAUUCAAAUAUGCUUUCGUGCUUUGGCUGGUGCGGAGCAUGAGAUGGGCAUCGUGCUCAGCGCUUGUUAUAUGUGUGCUUUAAUAAAAACAAUUGGAAGCAAUAAAUUGUGCCUUAAAAAUUAUGUGCCUUAGUGUUGAGAUGAAUGAACAAACAAAAUCAGAAACUGCAAGUUGUCAAC